Xyrauchen texanus (razorback sucker) is the source of this 7250-nucleotide messenger RNA. RefSeq lists its product as uncharacterized. The record is from RefSeq and is a predicted model, not a curated record. Lineage: Eukaryota; Metazoa; Chordata; Actinopteri; Cypriniformes; Catostomidae. Gene Ontology annotation, molecular function: protein binding. Bases 166 to 6879 code for a protein of 2237 amino acids. The transcript is spliced from 23 exons.
UGACACGAGCAGGAAAUUACACGACGAGAGAAAAAUAGAAAAAGUUUGACAGUUUGUGCUCCACUGAAUUGUCUGAAACAAUAAAUCAAUUGAUGAAGUAUUUUGUAGGUGAUAUUCUAGUCAGUAAACAGGAAGUGAACAUCAACAGCUCUUGACAGGUGUUCAAUGGACUGUUCAGAUGAUGUCAUGGACUCCACAAAGGAUCUCAGUGGACAGACAGACACAGGGGAGGUCAAGAGUGUCAUUCAUGGAGAAUCUCCUGAAUCCAGCUGUGUGUCCAUGAAGAGUGACGGGUCAAUGGGUCCUCCACCUGAAUUCAGUUCAGGAGCUCCUUGUGCUGAUGUGAGAGAUGAUGUGACUGGAGACCUGCAGCAGGAUUCUCAUCCACCAGUAGAUGAUGUUCUUCAGACAGUCAAAGACAAACACAAAACCAGCAUGAAGAACAAGUAUGAGAGCUUAUUUGAGGGAAUCAAACUACACGAGAAUCAAACGCUCCUGAACAGGAUUUACACACAGCUCUACAUCAUAGAGGGAGAGAGUGAAGGGGUGAAUGAAGAACAUGAGGUUUUACACAUGGAGAAAACACCCAGAACUCAACACCAUCAAGACACUCCAAUCUCCUGCAAUGACAUCUUUGAAUCCUUCCCUGAACCAGGAAAUAAGCAGGUGAAAAGGAGGAAAGAAGAAAUAAAGACCAUUCUUACUAAAGGCAUCGCUGGAAUUGGGAAAACAGUCUCUGUGCAGAAGUUCAUUGUGGACUGGGCCGAGGGAAUAGCCAAUCGGGAUGUAGAUUUCAUGUUUGUGCUUCCAUUUCGAGAGCUGAACUUGAUUAAAGAUGAGCAGUACAGUCUUCACAAACUUCUGCUGGACUUUCAUCCUGAACUUCACGAUCUGGACUCAAAGAUUUAUGAUGAGUGUAAACUUGUGUUCAUCUUUGAUGGUCUGGAUGAAAGCAGAAUUAAACUGGAGUUUUCAGACAUUGAGAAAGUUCCUGAUGUGACUGAGACUUCAUCAGUGGGUGUGUUGAUGUCAAACCUCAUCAAAGGAGAUCUGCUUCCCUCUGCUCUCAUCUGGAUCACCUCCAGACCAGCAGCAGCCAAUCAGAUCCCCUCCAAAUACAUCAAGCGUGUGACAGAGAUUCAGGGAUUCAAUGAGCCUCAGAAGGAGGAAUAUUUCAGGAAGAGAAUCAGUGAUGAGCAUCAAGCCAGCAGAAUCAUCUCACACAUUAGAAGAGCAAGAAGCCUCCACAUCAUGUGUCACAUACCAGUCUUCUGCUGGAUCUCAUCCACUGUGCUUCAAAACAUCCUGAAACAAGACGACAGUGCAGAAAUCCCUCAAACUCUGACUGAAAUGUACAUCCACUUCCUGCUCAUUCAGAUCAAUGUGAGGAAUCAGAAGUAUGACGAGAAACUCCUGCAGUCCAACAGAGAAGUGAUUGUGAAACUUGCUGAACUGGCUUUCAAACAGCUGAUGAAGGGCAAUGUCAUGUUCUAUGAGGAGGACCUGAAAGAGAGCGGCAUAGAUGUCACUGACGCCUCAGUGUAUUCUGGGAUCUGCACUGAGAUCUUUAAGGAGGAAUCUGUGAUUCAUCAGAGGAAAGUCUACAGCUUCAUUCAUCUGAGCUUUCAGGAGUUUCUGGCUGCUUUCAAUGUAUUUUACUGCUAUUUAUGUAGCAGUACAGAAGCACUUUUUGAUUCGCUGCAUAAUCUCCAUAAAAGAGCAGUAGAAAAAACCCUGCAGAGUGCAAAUGGACAUCUGGAUCUUUUCCUGCGAUUCCUGCUGGGCAUCUCACUGGAGUCCAAUCAGAGACUCUUACAGGAUCUACUGACACACACACAGAACAGUUCAGAGAGCAUAAGAGAAAUCACACAGUACAUUAAAUACACAAUCAAGAGUGAUGAACGUCUCUCAGCUGACAGAUCCAUCAAUUUGUUCCUGUGUCUGCUGGAGAUAAAUGAUCAAUCUCUGUCCAGAGAGAUUCAGGAGUUUGUGAAAUCAGACAAACACUCAGAGGAGAAACUCUCUCCUGCUCAAUGUUCAGCGAUCGCCUACAUGCUUCAGAUGUCAGAGGAGGUGCUGGAUGAGUUUGAUCUGAAGAAAUACAACACAUCAGAUGAGGGCAGAAGACGACUGAUACCAGCUGUGAUGAACUGCAGAAAAGCUCUACUUGCAGGCUGUAAUCUCACUGAUGAGUGCUGUAAAAGUUUGUCUUCAGUUCUACAAUCAUCAAACUCCCUGAGAGAGCUGGACCUGAGUAACAAUAACCUGCAGGAUUCAGGAGUGAAGCUGCUUUCUGAUGCACUGAAGAGUCCUCACUGUACGCUGGAGAUACUGAGAUUGGCAGCUUGUAGAUUCACUGGUCAGUGCUGUGAAAGUUUGUCUUCAGUUCUACAAUUAUCAAACGCCUCAAGUCUGAGAGAGCUGGAUCUGAGUAACAAUGACCUGCAGGAUUCAGGAGUGAAGCUGCUCUCUGAUGCACUGAAGAGUCCUCACUGUACACUGGAAAUACUGAGAUUAUCUGGCUGUAUGGUGACAGAGGCUGGCUUUUGUUCUGUGGCUUCAGCUCUGAGUUCAAACCUCUCACACCUAAGAGAGCUGGAUCUGAGCUACAAUCACCCAGGAGAAUCAGGGGCCACACUGCUCUCUAAGAGACUCAAGGAUCCAAACUGCACACUGGACAAACUGAAUGUGGAUCAUGGAGGAGAGUUCAGGAUUACAGCAAGGUGUUCAGUGGACUGUUCAGAUGAUGUCAUGGGAUCUCACUCCACAAAGGAUCUCAGUGGACAGACAGACACAGGGAAGGUCAAGAGUGUCAUUCAUGGAGAAUCUCCUGAAUCCAGCUGUGUGUCCAUGAAGAGUGACCGGUCAAUGGAUCCUCCACCUGAAUUCAGUUCAGGAGCUCCUUGUGCUGAUGUGAGUGUCAUUCAUGGAGAAUCUCCUGAAUCCAGCUGUGUGUCCAUGAAGAGUGACCGGUCAAUGGAUCCUCCACCUGAAUUCAGUUCAGGAGCUCCUUGUGCUGAUGUGAGUGUCAUUCAUGGAGAAUCUCCUGAAUCCAGCUGUGUGUCCAUGAAGAGUGACCGGUCAAUGGAUCCUCCACCUGAAUUCAGUUCAGGAGCUCCUUGUGCUGAUGUGAGUGUCAUUCAUGGAGAAUCUCCUGAAUCCAGCUGUGUGUCCAUGAAGAGUGACCGGUCAAUGGAUCCUCCACCUGAAUUCAGUUCAGGAGCUCCUUGUGCUGAUGUGAGAGAUGAUGUGACUGGAGACCUGCAGCAGGAUUCUCAUCCACCAGUAGAUGAUGUUCUUCAGACAGUCAAAGACAAACACAAAACCAGCAUGAAGAACAAGUAUGAGAGCUUAUUUGAGGGAAUCAAACUACAGGAGAAUCAAACGCUCCUGAACAGGAUUUACACACAGCUCUACAUCAUAGAGGGAGAGAGUGAAGGGGUGAAUGAAGAACAUGAGGUUUUACACAUGGAGAAAACACCCAGAACUCAACACCAUCAAGACACUCCAAUCUCCUGCAAUGACAUCUUUGAACCCUUCCCUGAAGCAGGAUAUAAGCAGGUGAAAAGGAGGAAAGAAGAAAUAAAGACUGUUCUUACUAAAGGCAUCGCUGGAAUUGGAAAAACGGUCUCUGUGCAGAAGUUCAUUGUGGAGUGGGCCGAGGGAAAGGCCAAUCGGGAUGUAGAUUUCAUGUUUCUGCUUCCAUUUCGAGAGCUGAACUUGAUUAAAGAUGAGCCGUACAGUCUUCACAAACUUCUGCUGGACUUUCAUCCUGAACUUCACGAUCUGGACUCAAAGAUUUAUGAUGAGUGUAAACUUGUGUUCAUCUUUGAUGGUCUGGAUGAAAGCAGAAUUAAACUGGGGUUUUCAGACAAUGAGAAAGAUCCUGAUGUGACCGAGACUUCAUCAGUGGGUGUGUUGAUGUCAAACCUCAUCAAAGGAGAUCUGCUUCCCUCUGCUCUCAUCUGGAUCACCUCCAGACCAGCAGCAGCCAAUCAGAUCCCCUCCAAAUACAUCAAGCGUGUGACAGAGAUUCAGGGAUUCAAUGACCCUCAGAAGGAGGAAUAUUUCAGGAAGAGAAUCAGUGAUGAGGAUCAAGCCAGCAGAAUCAUCUCACACAUUAGAAGAGCAAGAAGCCUCCACAUCAUGUGCCACAUACCAGUCUUCUGCUGGAUCUCAUCCACUGUGCUUCAAAACAUCCUGAAACAAGACGACAGUGCAGAAAUCCCUCAAACUCUGACUGAAAUGUACAUCCACUUCCUGCUCAUUCAGAUCAAUGUGAGGAAUCAGAAGUAUGAAGAGAAACUCCUGCAGUCCAACAGAGAAGUGAUUGUGAAACUUGCUGAACUGGCUUUCAAACAGCUGAUGAAGGGCAAUGUCAUGUUCUAUGAGGAGGACCUGAAAGAGAGCGGCAUAGACGUCACUGACGCCUCAGUGUAUUCUGGGAUCUGCACUGAGAUCUUUAAGGAGGAAUCUGUGAUUCAUCAGAGGAAAGUCUACAGCUUCAUUCAUCUGAGCUUUCAGGAGUUUCUGGCUGCUUUCUAUGUAUUUUACUGCUUUACUUUAUGUAGCACUACAGAAGCACUUUUGGAUUCACUGCAUAAUCUCCAUAAAAGAGCAGUAGAUAAAACCCUGCAGAGUGCAAAUGGACAGCUGGAUCUUUUCCUGCGAUUCCUGCUGGGCAUCUCACUGGAGUCCAAUCAGAGACUCUUACAGGAUCUACUGACACACACACAGAACAGUUCAGAGAGCAUAAGAGAAAUCACUCAGUACAUUAAAGACACAAUCAAGCGUGAUGAACCUCUCUCAGCUGACAGAUCCAUCAAUCUGUUCCUGUGUCUGAUGGAGAUGAACGAUCAGACUCUGUCCAGACAGAUUCAGGAUUUUGUGAAAUCAGACAAACACUCAGAGGAGAAACUCUCUCCUGCUCAAUGUUCAGCGAUCGCCUACAUGCUUCAGAUAUCAGAGGAGGUGAUGGAUGAGUUUGAUCUGAAGGAAUACAACACAUCAGAUGAGGGCAGAAGACGACUGAUACCAGCUGUGAUGAACUGCAGAAAAGCUCUAUUGGCAGGUUGUAGAUUCACAGGUCAGUGCUGUGAAAUUUUGUCUUCAGUUCUACAAUCAUCAAACUCCUUAAGUCUGAGAGAGCUGGACCUGAGUAACAAUGACCUGCAGGAUUCAGGAGUGAAGCUGCUCUGUGAUGCACUGAAGAGUCCUCACUGUACACUGGAGAUAUUGAGAUUGGCAGGUUGUGGAUUCACUGGUCAGUGCUGUGAAAUUUUGUCUUCAGUUCUACAAUCAUCAAACUCCUUAAGUCUGAGAGAGCUGGACCUGAGUAACAAUGACCUGCAGGGUUCAGGAGUGAAGCUGCUCUCUGAUGCACUGAAGAGUCCUCACUGUACACUGGAGAUACUGAGACUUGCAGGCUGUUAUCUCACUGAUGAGUGCUGUGAAAGUUUGUCUUCAGUUCUACAAUCAUCAAACUCCCUGAGAGAGCUGGAUCUGAGUAACAAUAACCUGCAGGAUUCAGGAGUGAAGCUGCUCUCUGAUGCACUGAAGAGUCCUCACUGUACACUGGAGAUACUGAGAUUGUCAGGUUGUGGAUUCACUGGUCAGUGCUGUGAAAGUUUGUCUUCAGUUCUACAAUCAUCAAACUUCCUGAGAGAGCUGGACCUGAGUAACAAUAACCUGCAGGAUUCAGGAGUGAAGCUGCUGUCUGAUGCACUGAAGAGUCCUCAAUGUACACUGGAGAUAUUGAGAUUGGCAACUUGUAGAUUCACUGGUCAGUGCUGUGAAAGUUUGUCUUCAGUUCUACAAUCAUCAAACUCCUCAAGUCUGAGAGAGCUGGACUUCAGUAACAAUGACCUGCAGGAUUCAGGAGUGAAGCUGCUCUCUGAUGCACUGAAGAGUCCUCACUGUACACUGGAGAUACUGAGAUUGGCUGGUUGUGGAUUCACUGGUCAGUGCUGUAAAAGUUUGUCUUCAGUUCAACAAUCAUCAAAAACCUCAAGUCUGAGAGAGCUGGAUCUGAGUAACAAUGACCUGCAGGAUUUAGGAGUGAAGCUGCUCUCUGAUGCACUGAAGAGUCCUCACUGUACACUGGAAGUACUGAGAUUAUCAGGCUGUAUGGUGACAGAGGCUGGCUGUUAUUCUGUGGCUUCAGCUCUAAAUUCAAACACCUCACACCUAAGAGAGCUGGAUCUGAGCUACAAUCACCCAGGAGAAUCAGGAGUCAAACUGCUCUCUAAGAGACUCAACGAUCCAAACUGCACACUGCACAAACUUAAUGUUGAUCAUAGAGGAGAGUUCAGGAUUACAGCAGGACCACGCAAAUAUGUCUGUGAUCUCACACUGGAUUCAAACACAGCACACACUGAACUCAUUCUGUCUGAGGGGAACAGGAAGGUGACACGUGUGAGAGAGUGUCAGUCAUAUCCUGAUCAUCCAGAGAGAUUUGAUGUGUAUCAUCAGGUUUUGUGUAGAGAGAGUCUAACUGGACGCUAUUACUGGGAGACUCAAUGGAGUGGGAGAUAUGCUGUUGGUAUAUCAGUGUCAUAUAAAGAAAUCAGCAGGAAAGGAGAGAGUCUUGACUGUGUGUUUGGAUUCAAUGUAAACUCCUGGUGUCUGAGGUGCUCUGAUGACAGAUUCACUGUCAGUCACAAUAAUAACAACACUGACAUACGUUCCCGUUCACACGGCUGUAAGAGAGUAGGAGUGUAUUUGGACUAUCCGGCCGGCACUCUGUCCUUCUACAGCGUCUCUGACACACACACACUCACACACUUACACACAUUCAACACCACAUUCACUCGACCCCUCUAUGCUGGAUUUACAGUUUAUCCUGAUUCCUCAGCGAGUCUGUGUGAAAUUGAACAUUAGAGACACACACACACACAACUGGAUGAGUGAAAUAUACUCACUGUAACUCACAUCAACACAACUCCAAACUCUUUCUACAAAUCAUUUACUACUCAGGGUUUCUGCAGGUCUUAAGUCUUAUUUUGCCCUUCUGCAAAUUAAGACAUUAAAUGCUGGACCACUCACUGAUUUUUUCAAAUGACAUUUAAUAUCCUCAUUUUCCUUCUCUCUGUUGUCUUUGGGAUCAUUUGAAGAGAAGAAAUUUUGAUGAUUUGACAAUAUUUUCAUUCUAGUCCAACAAAUCAGCUGAAAUUAAUGUGGUUACCAUGACAAUGACGUAAUGUGCUCUUUGUUGUCCUGUCAGCACAAGUACCAAUAAAAAUGAGUUUUCA